Durusdinium trenchii is the source of this 1374-nucleotide messenger RNA. The record is from the annotation of a GenBank genome assembly. Lineage: Eukaryota; Dinophyceae; Suessiales; Symbiodiniaceae.
AUGACCACGCCUUUCAAGCAAAAGGUGGAGGAACGCAUCCAGGAGAAGAAGGAUGACACGGGCGGAGAUCAGCCUGCAAAGCGCCCGUGCACAGGUGCUGAGAAGCAGUUCAAGAAGCUUCCGGGAGGAGAUCUGACCACGGUCAAGGAGCCUUUGGGUGAUGCUGGCGCAGAUUCGACCCACCCUGCAACAGUGAUCCUAGAUCUCUUUGUGCACCCCGACAAAGCUACGGUGGAUCUGCAUUGCUCUCAACUGGAGAAAUGGUUCUCUGAAUUUGCAAACCUGCUUGGGAAGCCUUAUCUGUUCAAGAAGCCUGGUCAGGUUCUGGCAGUGACACAGGAGAGCCAAAUCCUGCACUUGAAGCUUUGCGUCGCCAACUUUGCAGAGAAUGGAAGGCGGCUGAGGGCCUCUGCUUGGCCUCGUGUCCGUUGGUCGCCAGCAAGCUUUGAUGCUCAUUGCGACUUUGCGUGUGUCUUUGCAUCGGUCUUGAGGGAGGGCCGCCUGCUUGCGAGCUGGACGCCAGAGAAGGAGGAGACCGUCAUCAAAGCCUUCUUUCAGAAGAUUCUUGGGCAGCUGUCCGAGAACUUCAUGGAGAAGGUUUGCCGUGUGAGCCUCGUGACCGACAAGCAGCCUUGUGACCCGAAGGUGGAAGCGGUCUAUCGCCAAGCUGCUGCAAACUUCAAGGCUCUGGUCUCGCCCAGUGAUCUUUACACUGUGGUCUACAUGGAUUGCACCAAGAUGGGAGUAUUGAAUCAGGGUGAGAUCAACAACAUUGGUGCUUUGGCCGAGCGCUUUUUGGCUCUCCCACCGUCGAGCUUUCCGCCUGCCUUGCCAGAGAAGGACUUCGUUGUCCCAGGUGGCUCAUCCUUCCUGUCACACAGUGAGCGCCGUUCGCUCACUGAUCUGCAGGAAACAGCCCAGUGGAUCGGCGGGACCUCUGUGCCAAAGGCCAUUUUGGAGCAACUCAUGUGCCCUAGCCCAGGCCCAGGCCUCACUCCAAAGAAGGAAGAGCUCCUGGAUGAUGAGUUCAAUUGGUCGUCAGUGUUUGCCGGCGAGCCCGAGAGCUUGGACGAUCUGAAACAGAAGUACUCCGAGCGAACAGAGAUGACAGGACAUGCAGAGGAUCACUUUGAGAUAUCCCCGGAUGGGAGCAAUGCUUUGCUUUGGCGUGCAAACCAGAUUCCUACCAAGAACCUGAAAUCCUCCAAUGUCGCCAGCCACUUCACCUUUGAGAACCUCAGGUCCAGCCCCUUGAAGCUUGUGCGGCGCCUGCGGAAGUACAUCACCGAGAAAUGCGUGGCGGCCGCCAAGCCGCUAUGGUAUUUGCCUGGGGACAUCAAGCUGGUGAAGGGCGCAGCAAAGAGGAUCGCGUGA